AUGGCAACUCAAGUCAAAACAUGCUCUAAUAUAAAACUUUCCAACUCUCCUGAGUCUUCUCACGAAAGUUGUGACGCAGUCGAUGCAGUCGAUACGGAAAUGACCUCUCCACUAACCUCGAUUGAUAACGAUAGUACUCGUAGCUUUACCCCCGACAAGAUGGAUGCUUUUCAUUUGGCUCGCGAGCGCGAAGAUCAUCUGCGUAGGGGAGCAACACCAACCCAGGCAACUAUGGGCCCCAAUAACGACGUAAACAACUGGCGCCGCCAGUCUUUCUGCGACCCUGCAUACGCUGGUCCAGAAGGAUACACUCCUCUAACUAUGGUUCGGCCUGGUCCAGUGUAUCCUUUACAAGAGCAAAUUAGUUCUGCGUAUGCAUAUGGCAUCCGUCGUGCUGAUGGCUCAUUUACACGACUGUUGCCUGCGGAUGAGCUCCCUGCUUUGAACGGAAUCCCUCGCCACCAAGGCCCAGAGGGCAUAAUCAUCGUCCCAGAGCUCCAACACAGUUCUCCUAAACCAGAGUUUGCGACACCAAUGAUCCCUAACAAGAUCGUAGCCAAACUCCCCCCGCUUUCUCCACCCAUCUUUGGGAUCAACCAGCAAGGAUCUUUCCGUCGACCAGGUGAUCAAACUCAGUUGGCUAUCGACUCUAUCGUUGCUUCAUCCGCCACUCCUCCAAUGAGUGUCUCUCCAGCUAACAAUGCGAUGGUUCCCAUGGGUGCUCCUAUGCGUCGAGAAAAAAUUUAUUGCGACAAGUGGGUACAUGAAGGCACUUGUGCUUUUACACAAGUUGGCUGCAAAUACAAGCACGAAAUGCCAAUGGAUAAGAGCACCCAAGUUUCUCUCGGUUUGAACCACGGUGUCCCAAACUGGUAUCGUCGCCAACAUGGCCUUUCUGUCUCUCCACCAAGUGGAUCAAAUGGUCAAAUCGAAGUAUCUGGCACAACACCAAUCAGUACAACAGCACGUACGUCUCAAUCUUGGCGCCGUAAGGACGUCUCGUCUUUCUCUCUACCAGCAUCAACCCAAGGUAGUGCAAAUGGUCGUGUAGAUCGUCGUGGCUCGUUCGGUCCUAUUGGUCCUCCUCAUACCCGCCGUCUUACAGCCUCCUCUUCUGGCGACUCCAUGAAUCGAAGCCAUCUUUCUGUACCAGAAAACCAGGUCGAAGAAGAUGGUGAUGUCAAUAUGCAAUGGAACGGUCGAGUUCGUGGUUAUACCAAUGGCCAUGAUCAAAGCCGCAGUCGUCAACAGUAA
Molecule: messenger RNA, 1254 nt
Organism: Sclerotinia borealis F-4128
Lineage: Eukaryota; Fungi; Ascomycota; Leotiomycetes; Helotiales; Sclerotiniaceae
Source: the annotation of a GenBank genome assembly